AUGGAGUCCAGGAACAUGGCAAUAGGAAUUGUACUCUUAGUUCAGAGUGUACUUGGAAUUCUUGGAAAUUUUUCUUUUCUUUUCUACUAUUUAAUACUUUAUUACAAGGAAUGCACAUUGCAGGUAGUGGACAUGAUUCUUACACAUGUGUUCACAUCUAAUUCCUUGAUCAUUAUUUCCAAAGGACUUGCCCAGAUAAUGGGAGCCUUUGGCUAUAACCAGUUCUUCAAUGAUGUUGGAUGUAAUCAUAUUUUAUAUGUUCAUAGACUUGGCAGGAGCAUGUCCAUCAGUACCACGUGUCUUUUGAGUGUCUUCCAGGCAGUUACUAUCAGCCCCAGAAACUCCUACAGGAAAGAAAUCAAAACAAAAAGUACAAAAUUUAUGGGACUGUUAAUUUCCCUCUGGUGGAUCAUUUUCCUUCUAGUAAAUAUGUUUUUUCCUGUGUAUACAUCUACCAAUAGGAAAAGCAAAAAUAAGACACAGAACAGAGGUUUUGAAUUCUGCCUCUCUCUAGGUCGUGACAAAAUAGUAGAGUCAGUGUACACAGCAUUUUGGGUGUUCCCUGAAGUCUUAUUUUCUGUGCUCAUUGUAUGUUCCAGCACCUUUAUAAUUAUCACACUUUAUGGGCAUAAGAAGAGGGUUCAAUGGAUCCUCAGCUCACAUGCAUCCCAAAGAAUGUCUCCUGAAAACAGAGCCACACAGACAAUCCUGGUCUUGCUUUGCACUUUUCUUGCCUUUUAUACUCUCUCUUCUAUUUUACAAGGCUAUAUUGCUCUUUCCCAUAACCCUAGUUGGUGGGUAAUGAAUAUCACAUCCAUCAUUUCUAUGUGUUUUCCUACAUUAGGACCAUUUUUGAUGAGUCAUCAUUCCAUUUUUUCCAGAUUCUGCUUUACCUAG
Rattus norvegicus (Norway rat) is the source of this 897-nucleotide messenger RNA. RefSeq names its product vomeronasal 1 receptor 5 (gene Vom1r5). Bases 1 to 897 code for a protein of 298 amino acids. The transcript has a single exon. Lineage: Eukaryota; Metazoa; Chordata; Mammalia; Rodentia; Muridae. The record is from RefSeq and is marked validated.